ACUCACUGCCUUUGUGGUCCAUGCAUUUUCCCAACCGAGAGAGGCCCAUAUAAACACAGAUAAAGAUUGGAGCUGGAGUUGAAGGCUAGGGAAGAGAGACAAGAAAACAAAGCCAGACAUGGAGUGGAAUGGGAGCACAAGACGUUAUGUUCCCCGAGCAGAUUCUUCUUUGAGCUUCCUUUACAACUACAACUACACCCCAUAUCCAGGAAUGGAAGUGAAGCAACAAGCACUGGCAGAGACAAGUUCACCCAUGGAAAAAAUGAACUGCGGGAACCAGGAGAAGAAGAAGCGAUUAACAAGUGACCAGUUAGAUUCGUUGGAGAAUAGUUUUCAGAAGGAGAUCAAGUUAGAUCCUGAUAGAAAGAUGAAGCUUUCCAAGGAGUUAGGGCUUCAACCUCGUCAAAUUGCUGUUUGGUUCCAAAACAGGCGUGCAAGGUGGAAGAACAAGCAACUUGAACACUUGUACGAUUCACUUAAACAGGAAUUUGAUGUCAUAUCUAAGGAAAAGCAGAAGCUCGAGGAAGAGGUAAUGAAGUUGAAGACUAUGCUGAGAGAGCAAGCUUCUAGAACCCAACAAGUGUCAACAGGAUACACAGAAAUCUCUGGGGAAGAAACAGUGGAAAGCACGUCAGAGGCACUGCGUUGCUCCAAACGGGGAACACUGCACCAUCAGCAGCAGCAGAAUAAUAUUGGAGAGGGAAACUGUUCCUUCACUUUGGAAGAUUACAACACAGUGCCAGUACUACCCUAUUGGCCUGGGGUCCCUUAUUAUCAUCCCUAAUUAAUGAAUGAAUGCUAUUGUGUUAGUUUGAACAAUAAUAAUUAAUGUGAGUGAGCUUAGUUAGUUAAUUAAUUAACUAAAUUUUGAUUGGUAACGUAUGAACUGAAGAGUAGUAGUAGAUGGAUGGAAAACCCUUUUUCCAUAGGAACUGACAUUAGGAUUAUCAAAAGCAAGCAGACCUGCAUGUUGGUUGGUACGGUAAUUAUUGCUAAAAUUAUAGCUGUCCUAGCAGACAUCACUUUAUUAAUUAGUCGCUUCCAAAUUGCAUCAAGUCUUUAAUUGUUACGUACUGUUAUUAAUAUAUAUAAUCCUUGUUUAUUAGUAAAA
Glycine soja is the source of this 1111-nucleotide messenger RNA. Its product is annotated as putative homeobox-leucine zipper protein ATHB-51. The transcript has 3 exons. The record is from RefSeq and is a predicted model, not a curated record. Gene Ontology annotation, cellular component: nucleus. Lineage: Eukaryota; Viridiplantae; Streptophyta; Magnoliopsida; Fabales; Fabaceae. Gene Ontology annotation, biological process: positive regulation of DNA-templated transcription. Bases 119 to 784 code for a protein of 221 amino acids. Gene Ontology annotation, molecular function: DNA-binding transcription factor activity, RNA polymerase II-specific; sequence-specific DNA binding.